GCAAAGAAGCAGCAGAGGUGAAAAUCCCACAGAGUCACCAAGAUGUGAUGUCCAAUGAUGAGCAGUAAUUACUGCAGCAACAGUUCAGCCAGCAUGAGCGUCAGUGAAAUGUCUGCCUUCCCUCUGACUUUGGAGCAAAAAACUGGUUUCGCCUUUGUGGGGAUUUUGUGUGUUUUCUUAGGACUUCUAAUUAUCAGAUGCUUCAAAAUCUUGCUAGACCCCUAUAGUAGUAUGCCUUCUUCAACGUGGGAAGAUGAAGUUGAGGGGUUGGAUAAAGGGACCUUUGAAUACGCUCUUGCAUGAAAAGUCAUAUGAUAUCCUGCCUUAAAUUUGAUGUUGAUUUCAUUUUGGAAACCAACUGUUAGUACAUUUGUUACACAUGCAUACAUACAUUUUAGAGAUGUGUUGGUAUCUGUGGCAUUCAUUUUGUUAAAUAAAUGUUUGUUGCAAACACAGAAGUAGCCCAUUU
Messenger RNA from Meleagris gallopavo (turkey), 469 nucleotides. The record is from RefSeq and is a predicted model, not a curated record. Lineage: Eukaryota; Metazoa; Chordata; Aves; Galliformes; Phasianidae.